GCCAGGUCCUCAUCAUGCAUGUGUUCGGAGUAUUGCGUGUGCUGCUGUACUCUCAUAUGCUGUCGGAGACAUUAGGGCUGCAGAGAAGCCUGGAUGGAAUAGUUAAACUACCGCACCAUAGGAUUUCCACAGAGCGUAUUCCUCGGCAUCAUUUACCUUCGUACAUGAUGCACCUUUAUCGGACUUUUACCAGCAAUCACACGCGACCAGUGGAAUUAAUGGAGGAGGACACGGUCAAACAAGCGGACACUGUUCGGAGUAUAAUGGCAAAAAGUCUGGACCACAGAGGCAGACACUGGGUGGUGACCUUUGACUUCUCCUCACUGCUGGCUGACGUAAAGAUCCAGGCCACCGAGCUCCGGAUCCGGCUGCCCCGGGUCCCUAACCGAGUGGACAUCACUGUGGAGCUGCUGCACAAGCAGGCCCACCCCUGCCAGAUGCAGGCCCCCUGCAUGGAGCAGCAGUCCCUGGGCCUCCUCCCUGCCUCUUCCAUGGUCAGCUCUUCAGGCCACUGGAGGGUGUACAAUGUCACCAAUCAAGUCCUGGGCUGGAUGGGUGAACAACCUCCAGGCAGAGCAUGGAGGCCACCAAAGGUGAAGAGAGAUGUGGAGGCUCAGCACGGCUCGCUCCGCUCUACGUCCACAAAGCCCCGGCAUUUCGUCAGUAACCGGGCACUUUUGGUGGUUUUCUCGCACACCAGCUCAGAGAAGGGGUCGCAGGACAAGGCCAGCCUGCUGCACACGGCCGAAAAAUCCAAGUUCCUUUUCAACACCGAAAACAAGGAGGUGAAGAAGCCUAAGCGGCAAAGGAGCAAGCGUGGGCGUCGAGGGCAGCCCCUGAGGUUCCUGGAGGUGCCCAAGAAAGAGGAGCCCACGUCGCUCUGCCGGAGGGUGAAGAUGGAUGUGGAUUUCAACCAGAUAGGCUGGGGCUCAUGGAUUGUGUUCCCCAAGAAGUACAACGCCUAUCGGUGCGAGGGAACCUGCCCCGAUCCUCUUGGAGAGGAGUUCCAGCCGACAAAUCAUGCUUACAUGCAGAGUCUCUUGAAGUACUACCACCCAAACAGAGUCGCCUCGGCCUGCUGCGCCCCCACUAAAAUGAGCCCUUUGAGCAUGCUCUACUACGAGAACGGGGAGAUGCUUCUUAGGCAUCAUGAAGAUAUGAUUGUGGAUGAGUGUGGCUGCCACUGAAAUCAAAUGAGCUUCUCCACAAUGCUGACUGCAGUAGAUGAGAAUUCUGCCACAGAGGGGACAUCAAGGCCUUUCCUGUAGACGUAUCAAAGGAUGCUGCUAAAGAGCAAGGCUGGGAGACUGGGAACUAUCGGCAACAGCCUGGACAGCCGAUUUGGUUUUCUGAGAUGAAACAAUCUACAGUUGUCUACUCACAGAAACAUCGCUGUAAAGCUAAAUUGGACACGGACAGGGAGAUGCCUCAUCUGGACUAAUCUAAAACACUUAAAAGAGGAUAUGUGAGCUCUUCCAUGUUGUGUUGUCUGCCACACCUAGUAUGACACCUAGGAUUUAAGAGACAACCUAAAUGUCCAUGGAUGCUCUGAAAGCCUUAUACUGAGGCAUAAGUCAGUGAGCUCAUAGACAUUUCAAGCACUGUUGAUGUAUUUUCAUUUUCAUACUAAUUGUAAAUAAGAUUUAACU
Messenger RNA from Clupea harengus (Atlantic herring), 1649 nucleotides. It is a transcript of the gene ndr2, whose product is annotated as nodal-related 2. The record is from RefSeq and is a predicted model, not a curated record. Lineage: Eukaryota; Metazoa; Chordata; Actinopteri; Clupeiformes; Clupeidae. Gene Ontology annotation, molecular function: growth factor activity; cytokine activity. Gene Ontology annotation, cellular component: extracellular region.